AUGCUCAGAAUUGAUUUGUACUUCGAAAGAGUGCAAGGGUUUUUGCCCCUCUUUCAUCGGCCGACGUUUUACGACACUUAUGUCACUCUCCCUAUACAUGAAAAAUACGUGAAUCUAGACAGGGACUCUGCUCUUAUUCUAUACAUGAUGAUGUCCCUGUCCGCUCGGUAUUCUUCCCUACCGUAUCUCGAAACCGCACAUGUCAGAGACCGCGGUGUCCCCCUUGCACGUCAGGCGCGAGCGCUGUUUAGCAGUGCGACCCUCGCUGAUCCGGCGGCCCUCACGCUAAAACUACUGCAAGGUACAAUCCUAUUCGCAUAUUACAAUCAGUCAUCAAAUUUGUCCUGGGGAACUGACAUUCUGAUUGGGGUUUGUGUACGAUACGCUUAUAAACUUGGCUUACACGCUCUCGAUGAAGACUAUCUGAACAACUCUGAUCACUCACCGGUACAGCUGAGCAAUGAGCAGUGGGUAUUGAGGGAGGAAAAGAGGCGAGCGUGGUGGUCUGUCUGGGAGCUCGACACAUUCGACGCCAUCAUCUGCCGGCGGCCAUUCGCGAUCGCCAGGCAUCGUGUUCACGUACUGUUACCCGUAUCUGAUGCUGCAUGGUUCUCAGGAUCACAGAUUGCAUCGCCCAUGUUCGAUCCAGACAUCUCGCGAUUCUGGAAAUGCCUUGAAGAGUCUCCUAAUCAAGACGAGAGAGCCUGGUUUCUUGUCAGCAACUAUAUCAUGGCUUACAUUCACGAACAAGGUCAAAAGGCACCCUUGCCUAGACCGAAUAUCGAGGAAAUGAGGACUAUUCUGGCGUGCUUUGUGCUCCUUGCUAACGAAAAGCUCCACCUCCCUGCCAACCAUAGCGUGCAUGCAAGCAACUGGAAGAUUUUGACCAAGCUGAUGACAAUCUCGAGCACCGUCAUCCUCGGCCUGUUGGAACGGAAUACCAUGUCCACACCUCUCUUUACGGUGUCAAAUCGUAUGUCCUCUGCGCUGCUGCGAGGGUUCGUUGUUCGAGCCCACUCCAGCACGAGCGGGAGCCUCGACAAAUUUCGUGAACCGAUAACAAAUUUUUUUCGAAUACUACAAUCCUGGAAUCCAGAACACAUUGCAUUUGCCCCUCCAACUAUGGCUUGCCUUCUCUUGGGACCUGGGAACGUGAACCUUGGAAUGGCACUUCGGUUGCGGAAACCCACCGAUAGCCAAUCAGCUGGAACGCAAUCGUCCCUUGAAGAAGAUCUUUUGACACUUGUUCUCACCCACUUUGCACGGUAUUGGAAUAUUGGACAUCGCGUUUUGAGUAAGUGGUGA
Cladophialophora bantiana CBS 173.52 is the source of this 1305-nucleotide messenger RNA. RefSeq lists its product as uncharacterized. The record is from RefSeq and is a predicted model, not a curated record. Lineage: Eukaryota; Fungi; Ascomycota; Eurotiomycetes; Chaetothyriales; Herpotrichiellaceae. Gene Ontology annotation, cellular component: nucleus. The transcript is spliced from 2 exons. Bases 1 to 1305 code for a protein of 434 amino acids. Gene Ontology annotation, molecular function: DNA binding; zinc ion binding. Gene Ontology annotation, biological process: DNA-templated transcription.